AUGAAGGCCGCCAUCCUCUCAAUCGCGGCUGGCUUGCUGCCGCUCAUCGCAGCCGUACACACCUCCGUACACACCUUCUCCGUGGAGGCACGGGAAGAGGCCGCCAUUGCCAGCGUCACCAUCCCGUCCGGCACCAUCAUCGGCACCGCAGGAGAGACCGUAGAAACGUUCAAUGGCAUCCCCUAUGCCGAUGCGCCGAUUGGCGACCUGCGCUUCAGGCCGCCGGUAAAGCUGUCCCGGGACCUGGGCACGUUUGACGCCACGGGCACACCCCGUUCAUGCCCUCAGGGACCCAUCCUGACUCUGAAGGGCCUCUCCAACGUCGCUGAUGCUCUCGUUGCUGGCGCCAUCGUUAACGAUACCUCGGGCGAGAGUGAGGCACCCACAUCGGGGGAAGACUGUCUGACGAUCAACGUCCAGCGCCCGAAAGGGGUACGGGCCGGCGCCGGCCUCCCUGUGCUGUUCUGGAUAUUUGGCGGUGGCUUUCUGGCCGGCAGCACUGCGGGCUACAAUGCCACCCAGCUGAUUGAGACGGGCCUGCUGCACGACCAGCCCUUUAUCUUCGUGGCGGUCAACUACCGCGUCGCUGCCUGGGGUUUCAUGCCGGGCAAGGAGAUCUUGGCCGAGGGCAGUGGCAACGCUGGGCUUCUUGACCAACGGAUGGGCCUCGAGUGGGUUGCGGACAAUAUUGAGGCUUUUGGUGGUGACCCGGGCAAGGUCACCAUCUGGGGCGAGUCUGCCGGUGCCAUCUCGGUAUUUGAUCAGCUCGUCCUCUUUGACGGCGAUGCCAGCUACAAUGGCAAUUCGCUGUUCCGCGGCGCCAUCAUGAACUCUGGCUCCGCGACGCCCACUGAUCCCCUGGACAGCGACAAAGCCCAGGCCAUCUACGAUACCGUUGCCGUGGCGGCCAAUUGCACGGGCACCGAUUCGCUGUCGUGCCUCCGCAAUCUGGACAACGACGUCUUCACCGUCGCCGCCAACUCGGUGCCGGGCAUCAUCUCGUACAGCUCUCUCGCCCUGUCCUAUCUGCCCCGGCCGGACGGCAGGGUACUGACGGACAGCCCGGACGCGCUGCAGCGGGCAGGCAAGUUCCACCAGGUGCCCAUGAUUAUCGGGACGCAGGAGGACGAGGGCACGCUCUUCAGCCUGACGCAGCGCAACAUGAGCACGACGGAGAAGAUUGUCGAGUACCUGUCGGCGUACUACUUCCACAACGCUGAUACAGAGCAGGUUACGGAGUUUGUCAACACGUACAGCAGCGACCCUCGCGACGGAAGCCCGUACCGCACGGGGUAUCUGUUUGAAGGCUAUCCCGGCAAGAAGAGGAUUGCCGCGAUACUGGGCGACAUUGUCUUUAACCUGGUCCGCCGCAUCUCGCUGCAGACGUUUGCCAGCGUUGCGCCGACGGUGCUAACGUGGUCGUACUUUUCGUCGUACAAGUACAACCCGCUGCUCGGGCUGUUUGGCACGUAUCACGGGUCGGACAUUGGCGUCCUGUUCAAAGACUCCAACGACAAGUAUCCGACCAUUAGCGGGCGGACGUACUAUCUCAACUUUGUGCAUAACCUGGAUCCCAACAUUGGCACCGAGGUAGACGUCUUUUGGCCGCAGUGGAAGCAGGACAAGAAGCUGCUGCAGUUUAAGGCAAACAGCAACGGGCUUCUGGAUGAUACGUAUCGCAACGCGAGCUACACUUUUUUGAUUGACAAUAUUGAGGACCUGAGAUUCUAG
Molecule: messenger RNA, 1731 nt
Organism: Trichoderma reesei QM6a
Lineage: Eukaryota; Fungi; Ascomycota; Sordariomycetes; Hypocreales; Hypocreaceae
Exons: 1
Coding region: 1-1731 (576 amino acids)
Source: RefSeq, a predicted model, not a curated record